AUGAAUAGGGGCUCCGCAAAUCCUUUGCCUGUAGCAAUUCUCGGGCGGCUCUUGGCGGGCCUUGGUGGCGCCGGGAUGGUAGAUCUUGCGUCAGUUGCUUUGAACGAGAUGGCGGAUCUACGUGAGGUGGCUGUCCUGAGAAGUUAUCUUACUGCCUGCAUCGUUCUUGGGGGACUUGUUGGUGCCCCUUUGGGGGCCUUUCUUACCAGUGUAUUGGGAUGGAGAAUAUCGUUUUUCCUCCAUAUACCGUUGGUAUUUAUUUGUGCUAUCGUCACUACAUUCAAGCUCCUUGCCGAUUCCAGGGCCUCGUCCCAAGAAACGGGCCUCGGGGAUGAAGAGAAAUGGCCAAAGAAGCCGACUACAGAUCGCCCGUCGCUCGACAUGGGAGGAAUCAUCACCUUGAGUUGCACUAUCGUCGCCUUUGUUCUUCUUAUUCAGUUUUCAUCGGAGUACGAUCUGAGCGGUGCUCGCAUGGGUAUUCCUAUAGGUCUUGGGAUUGCUUUUCUGGUCUGUGCCACACUCUUCGGCAUCGUUGAAGUCAACUGGACUAGCAACCCUGUGAUUCCGUUCCAUCUUGUGAAGACCACUCAAGUUGGUCUGAUAUGGGGUGCCACCUUCUUCUCCUCGAUGGCGAACUUUGUUAGCGGACUCUGCCUUAUACCUCUCUCAGUGGGAGCUACUAUUGGGGCAAUCCUGACUGGCAUGAUUGUGAAACGGUACGAAUCGCUUCCUGAUCCCCCUUCAGCCCAAGUCUAA
Messenger RNA from Penicillium canescens, 756 nucleotides. RefSeq lists its product as uncharacterized. NCBI's taxonomy places the organism in Eukaryota, Fungi, Ascomycota, Eurotiomycetes, Eurotiales, Aspergillaceae. Gene Ontology annotation, molecular function: basic amino acid transmembrane transporter activity. The transcript has 4 exons. Gene Ontology annotation, cellular component: fungal-type vacuole membrane. Gene Ontology annotation, biological process: transmembrane transport; basic amino acid transport. The coding region runs from base 1 to 756 and encodes 251 amino acids. The record is from RefSeq and is a predicted model, not a curated record.